UGCUUGUGUGUCUAUAUCUAUAUAAAUCAUAUAGAUAGAUGGAUCUUUCUUGGUGUAUUAUCUGUGAUACGCGUGUGGAUGAUGGUUUGACAGACUCAUUGUAUUGCUCAGCCAAGUGCAUGGCCCGAGACCAGCCAGCAGCACAACCCACAACAGCAUCAGCAACAGUCAUAACAGCAGUACCAGCACCAUCAGCAGCAGUUACAGCAGCACAACGCCUUCAUUCUCGAACAUUCAAGCCAUUUGGAAACAGUUCUAGCAACAACGGCAACACCAGCAGCAGCAGCAGCAAUAAUAAUCUGCGUUUCAAAAGACCUGUUGGCCAAGCACUGACCUCCUCCACCUGGAUCCCGUUGUAUCGCCGCCGUCGCAGUGUCAUUCGCCGAUACUGGCCAAUAACCACAGGCCAAAGCUCGGUGCUUGUAUCUCAAGAUUGCAAUUCUCAUUCUCCUCUCUUAUCUUGUCUUGAGAAAUAACCAAUAUAUAUAUAUAUAUAUCUAUAGAUGUGGUCGAAAUUCCAUUCAAUCAUAUCUUUCUCUAUAGACAAGUAUGAAAAAUGAAAGAAGAAAGUAAAAGAAAGACAAGUACCCACCUUCUUCUUCUUUAUCUAUUCCACACAUUCAUUUAUUCAUUUAUUCAUGUAUUCAUUCAUUCAUUCAUUUAUUCGUUUAGUUCAACUUGACCUGGCUUGGCUUGGCUUGGCUUAGCUUAGCUUAGCUUAACUCGGUCUUUUGUUAUCGCUUAUCUCU
Molecule: messenger RNA, 749 nt
Organism: Phycomyces blakesleeanus NRRL 1555(-)
Lineage: Eukaryota; Fungi; Mucoromycota; Mucoromycetes; Mucorales; Phycomycetaceae
Exons: 2
Coding region: 39-476 (145 amino acids)
Source: RefSeq, a predicted model, not a curated record